AAAAGACGUUUUAAGUCGUCUUCUCCAAAUCGAUUUUCUUUCACCUUUCUCUCUGAUUUCAAUUUCAAUUUUUGUUCGUUUUUUUCUUCCGGAAAAUUGGUUGUUGGGUGGAUCAAAGCUUACGAGAUUUGUACUUUUGUUCUGGUGCUACAAGUCCAAUGGAGGCGGAAGGAGAAAAACAGUGGAGUUCUCUCAUAGUACCUUUUGUUCUAGAGAUAGUGAAAGAGAAGAACUUCACAACUAUUCCUCCGAGGUAUGUUCGGGUUGAUCAAGAAAAAACUGAGAUCUUAAAUGAUUCUAGUCUUAGUUCUGAGAUUCCAGUCAUCGACAUGACACGGUUGUGUUCUGUUUCCGCCAUGGAUUCCGAGCUCAAGAAGCUGGAUUUCGCUUGCCAAGAUUGGGGAUUUUUUCAAGUUAGUCUCUUUACACACCUUGAAUCUUUGUGUUUCUCGUAAAACGUGACUUCUGUUUUUGAAAAUGCUCUCUUGCUGGUUACAGUUGGUAAACCAUGGAAUAGACUCGUCUUUCUUGGAAAAACUAGAGACAGAAGUUCAAGAAUUCUUCAAUCUCCCUAUGAAAGAGAAGCAGAAGUUGUGGCAGAGAAGUGGUGAAUUUGAAGGAUUUGGACAAGUGAACAUUGUCUCGGAGAAUCAGAAACUCGAUUGGGGAGACAUGUUUAUCCUCACCACUGAACCAAUUCGAUCACGUAAAUCUCACUUGUUCUCCAAAUUACCUCCUCCUUUCAGAGAAACUUUAGAGACUUACUCCUCUGAAGUGAAGAGCAUAGCUAAGAUUCUGUUUGCGAAAAUGGCGAGUGUUCUAGAGAUCAAACACGAAGAAAUGGAAGAUUUGUUUGAUGAUGUUUGGCAAUCUAUCAAGAUUAAUUACUACCCGCCAUGUCCACAGCCAGAUCAAGUUAUGGGUUUGACUCAACAUUCAGACGCUGCAGGUCUCACAAUACUCUUACAGGUGAAUCAAGUGGAAGGACUUCAGAUCAAGAAAGACGGCAAGUGGGUUGUCGUAAAACCUCUUCGAGAUGCUUUAGUUGUUAAUGUUGGCGAAAUCUUAGAGAUCAUAACAAACGGGAGAUAUCGAAGCAUCGAGCAUAGAGCGGUGGUGAAUUCAGAGAAAGAGAGGUUAUCGGUUGCGAUGUUUCAUAGUCCCGGAAAGGAGACAAUCAUUCGUCCUGCGAAAAGCCUUGUAGAUAGGCAGAAGCAAUGUUUGUUCAAAAGUAUGAGCACACAAGAGUACUUUGAUGCCUUCUUUACUCAAAAACUCAAUGGGAAAUCUCACCUUGAUCUUAUGCGUAUUUAAGGAAAAAGACUCUCAUAAAACAUGUUUCUUCGUAAUUUUGUAAUUAAGAGAAAUCUUUCAUCUUGCUUCUUGUCAUUAAAGACAUUAAUACACACGCUUUAAUUAAG
Messenger RNA from Arabidopsis thaliana (thale cress), 1421 nucleotides. RefSeq names its product 2-oxoglutarate (2OG) and Fe(II)-dependent oxygenase superfamily protein. NCBI's taxonomy places the organism in Eukaryota, Viridiplantae, Streptophyta, Magnoliopsida, Brassicales, Brassicaceae. Gene Ontology annotation, molecular function: 2-oxoglutarate-dependent dioxygenase activity; iron ion binding. The transcript has 3 exons. The coding region runs from base 478 to 1314 and encodes 278 amino acids. The record is from RefSeq and is marked reviewed.